AAUACUCUUAGGCAGGGGCGGACUGAUCAUUUGGAAACUCGAGCACUGCCCGAGGGCCCGGGGUCAGUAGGGGGCCCCAUGAGAUGCCACCUUUUUCCUAGGCUUUUUUGAGUUUGGGCAAGGACAUAGGGGCCCCAUGAUCCCCUAUUGCCUGGGGGCCCCAUGAGUUGUCAGUCCGCCCCUGCUCUUAGUUUGGGACAAUGGGGCUUGCACUGACAUCUUCUAGGAUCUGGUUUCUCUUGAGAAGUGAAUCAAUA
Staurois parvus is the source of this 257-nucleotide messenger RNA. NCBI's taxonomy places the organism in Eukaryota, Metazoa, Chordata, Amphibia, Anura, Ranidae. The record is from the annotation of a GenBank genome assembly.